AGAGGUAUAGUUUGCAAACAAUACAUUUCUCUGAGCUAUAGCUGUCUGAAAUGAUACCUAAAGUGUCAGAAAUAAUAAUCCUUUUUGGAUUAUUGGUGCUUGGGGCUUUUGGAAACGUUCUACCUACUGUCUCUAGUGCAAGUUCUUUGACGGAACCUUCGAAGGAUAAGUUGCUAAAAAUUGCUAUCGAUCAGUUGUAUAAAGAGACAUUGAUUCGACUUGAAAUUGAAAAGAAGUUACGUCUCUUAACAAAUGAGAUUUCAAACCUUAAAACUGAUGGCGAGAAAAUAGGAGAACGGAUGCAAGAAAAUAAAGAAGAUAUUUUACCAAAAAAAUAUGGAAAUGGAUUUUAUGCGUAUCUGUCAAGUGACCUUGCUAAUCCUGGAGGUCAGCACACAAUAGUCUAUGACGUCAUUAAAACAAAUUUUGACAAUGCGUACAACCAAUACACAGGAAUCUUUACGGCAUCAAAGGAAGGCCUUUAUUCGUUUACCUGGGUGACACGUGUUGAGUGCGGUGAAGCGUAUACAAGCGAACUUAUUGUAAAUAAGGAUGUGGUUGGAAGCACAUUUGCUUAUUGCGGUUGGAAUACCGUCUCUGGAAAUGCAAUUGUAAACGUGACAAAGGGCGAUGCAGUAUUUGUACGUACCCGUCCAGGGGUGGGAAAAGGAACGAUUAAAAGUAAUGAAUAUGGAAGAACCUCUUUCUCUGGCUUCAUUAUUAAUUAAAAGCUUAAACAUUACAAAUGAAUACAUAGAAACACAAAAGAAAUAUAUCUAAAUAGCAUUAAAGCGUAUGUAGUUUUUGCUUCCUUUUUAAAAAUUACUUGUAUUAUUGUUUUUUCAAAUUGUAUUGUAUUAAGAAACUCUUUUUCUCCGUUACAGACACACAGUUUAUAUGAACAAUUUUUGAUGGCGUUAUAUACGCCAAAUACGCAGCAAUGUAAUUGCAAUUGCGAAUAAAAAUAUUGUAUG
Saccostrea cuccullata (small rock oyster) is the source of this 974-nucleotide messenger RNA. RefSeq lists its product as uncharacterized. The record is from RefSeq and is a predicted model, not a curated record. The transcript is spliced from 2 exons. Lineage: Eukaryota; Metazoa; Mollusca; Bivalvia; Ostreida; Ostreidae. Bases 51 to 728 code for a protein of 225 amino acids. Gene Ontology annotation, molecular function: protein binding.